Messenger RNA from Cooperia oncophora, 357 nucleotides. The record is from the annotation of a GenBank genome assembly. NCBI's taxonomy places the organism in Eukaryota, Metazoa, Nematoda, Chromadorea, Rhabditida, Trichostrongylidae.
AUGGCUUCGACAUCAUGUUACGUAAUGUACCUGAUACUGCGACGAGAUCUUAUGUCUUCACUAGGUUGGCCUAUGGGUGCUGUGUGCACUCAGGCAGCUCAUGCUGCCUCAGCUGCUAUGUGGCUGUUCAGAAAUGACCCCAACACUGAAGAAUACACUAAGGAGUUGGAUUCAAUGCAUAAAAUUACACUAGGGGUUGAUUCGGAGGAUGAGCUAAUCAAAGUUCAUGAGCGAUUGAAAGGAAAGGAGCUGGACCAUAAGGUCUGGGUCGAAGAUGGUCAAUCGGUAUGUAUUGCUUUGAAACCGUACCCAAAGGAGCAAGUAAAGAAUGCUUUGAAAGGACUGAAGCUUUUCUGA